This is a messenger RNA of Mucor mucedo, 607 nucleotides long. RefSeq lists its product as uncharacterized. Bases 47 to 355 code for a protein of 102 amino acids. The transcript has 2 exons. NCBI's taxonomy places the organism in Eukaryota, Fungi, Mucoromycota, Mucoromycetes, Mucorales, Mucoraceae. The record is from RefSeq and is a predicted model, not a curated record.
CCAAUGAUCCCCAUCAAAUUGGGGUAAGUACAAGGUGAUCAGUAUUAUGGGACGUUUACUAAAUUUUCAUAGAUAUGCGCUUCCUGCAAUUAUGGGUUUCGACUUAGCCGGUAUUGUAUUUAAGUGGAGAAUGUUCGACCAUUUUGCACAUUUGGCUGGUGCAAGUUUAGGCAUGGGAUAUAUAUAUUACGGAGAGCAACAUGUUUGGGAGCCGUUGAUUCGUAAGAUACAUGCGAUCCGAGAAAAUAGUAGGGGCAAUAAUGGGAAAGGAGAUGGCGGCAAUUUCAUGUGGACUGAACCUCGACAAUUGAAAUCAGAGCAAUCCAGCAAAUGGACAGGAUGGUUUAACAAAUAGAUGUAUCAAAUAAAUAAAUAAUUUCUUAGACAGAUUUUUUUUUUCUUUUUCGUUUUCAAUUAAGUAAUAAAUAUAAAAAAAAUAUCGAUUGCAUUUUAGUACCGGUGCUCCCUGGUAAUCACGUAUUCGAAUAAAUUCAAAAGUGGGAGCCACAGUGUGGAUAGCAAACAUGAGAUGUCUUUGAAGGUGUUGUUGUGAAGCGUGCAAUUGGGCCGACAGAGCCAGUUCCACACACGCCCUAAGCAUUAAAAC